Helobdella robusta is the source of this 2311-nucleotide messenger RNA. RefSeq lists its product as hypothetical. Gene Ontology annotation, molecular function: glycogen binding; protein phosphatase 1 binding. The record is from RefSeq and is a predicted model, not a curated record. The coding region runs from base 146 to 1183 and encodes 345 amino acids. The transcript is spliced from 2 exons. Gene Ontology annotation, cellular component: protein phosphatase type 1 complex. Lineage: Eukaryota; Metazoa; Annelida; Clitellata; Rhynchobdellida; Glossiphoniidae. Gene Ontology annotation, biological process: regulation of glycogen biosynthetic process.
UCUUUCGAAUAAAUGUAUGAGUACGAAGGUUGAGUUAAAGGACAACACGGCUGAUCAGCUGAUUGCUCGAUUAGGCAGUUGGGCAGUUUUUAGGUGAACAACCCCAAUGAAUUCAUGAGAUCGACCACCCAUCACUUCGUCAGCUAUGGGAGAUUCUUCGGAGAAAGUUGAACCACCAAUAUCGCAAAUUAACAGCACUGAUUUAGAUCCUAUCUUGAAACACUUACAGAAAUGUGACAGCUUCACAGACAACAGUGACAGUGCUUUCCACUAUGCCAAGUUUUCGUUAUCCAUGAGUGACAACGAGUCAAUAAAAACGAACAGAUCCAGCAUUAGUAGCAUGGGGGGUUACGAAUAUGACGACAUAAAUUAUCCUGGUGAUCAUUUGAUGAAAUUUGAGCCUGGGAACCUGCGCCUGAGUUUGAUUCUGGGAAUUUCAGAAGAUGAAAAAGCUGAAAAUCGACUAGCCUGUGCCAACCACUUUCAACCGUAUUCUCCACAAUCAAACAAUUUUUCACAAGACAGUGAGUUUGAUUUCUUAAAAGAGAAGUCACUGAGGAAGUGUAUUUCAUUGAAGUCAAACAAAACACCCCCAACAACACCGACUAAGAAAAAGGCAGUGAGGUUUGCAGAUGCUCUCGGUCUCGACCUGGCAUCCAUUCGACACGUCAUCGAUUUGGAUCAGCCACCUAUUGUCCCCGAUUAUGCGAUGAGGGACUUGAAUCUCAAAAGCGAUCCAAUUGUCCUUCUCAACAGUCAGCAACAGACCAGACGACUCUGCAUCUGCUUCUCGUCGCCUGAAAACUGUCCUGACUUCUUCAAAAGAGUUCAAGAAAGAAAGGUCCUGCUGGAAAAUUGUUUUGUUGACGACAACAGAGGUUUAGUUUAUGGUAAAAUUCGAGUCAUGAAUGUAGCUUUCCAUAAAUCAGUGAGUAUUAGAUACACCCUUAACAGCUGGUUAACAAACGAUGACAUACCAGCUCGAUAUGAAUCUAGCUCAGAUGACAAAGCGACCGACAAAUUUGCAUACACGAUUAUCAUACCAGACUAUUUCAGAUUGGGUAACAGUUUGGAAUUCUCAAUAAUGUACACUACGGCCAAUCAGACAUUUUGGGACAACAAUUAUGGCAGUAAUUAUAGAAUAGAGUGUUAUAUGACUAAUGAGUCUAACAACAUCUUCUAAUUAGAGUUUCUAUUCAUCGCAAUUUUAACGUUUAUUUCAUUAAAAAUUAAAAAAUUUGAUCUUUGUUUCGCCUGACGUGCUGUUGUGUUGUCGUCAUCCUGUCAGUCGAAAAACAUCAAAUUGUAAUAUUUGUAAUUGUGUCUUGUUUGUAAUCAUCUAUCCUGUUGUACGUGCACAUGUACAUACCUACGUCUUAUUGUGUUGUGAGCCACCGUAUUAUUUUUAUAUAUAAUAAGUGAAGUGAUACAAAUUUCUGGAAACAAGUGAUUUUGAAGUUAAUUAUAUUUUGUUUUCAGCAUUUCUUUGCCAUUUAUUUCAAUUAAAAAUUAUUUCAACAAAGACGACAACGGUUUCCAAAUUGAAGAACUUGCAUGAUAUUCUCACCAUAUUAUUUUGUUUCAAUACGGUUAAGAUCGCUUAUAACGUCGUUUACCAACCUUCAUUAACCUCUUCAUUUUAAAAUAAUAAUUAUUUUUCUUUAAUUCAGUUUUGAGAUUUUUCAAACUAUUUUUUCGUUUUUUACUUCAAUCUUUUGUAUAUCUAUCUGUAUACAUAUUUAUUUGUGUGUUUGCGUAUAUAUAUAUAUAUAUAUAUAUAUAUAUAUAUAUAUAUAUAUAUAUAUAUAUAUAUAUAUAUAUAUAUAUAUAAGUUCUCCGUCAUACUAGAGUUUCCAUAACAGUUUUCCAGCUUGUUUUCAAACAAAAGCAGUUGCGUGUCCACCUCAUGAAGACAAACUUUUUACCAUCCUCACAGCCAUCGUUCGCUCUGUAUCUUUUUGGCUUAAGACGGUGAGUAAAUUUAGAUUCAAUUGGUAUAUAUUUUUAAUACAUGAAAAGUUAUGGACUGCUUAUUAUUAUUUGCUACGUUCUAUGCUCAGUCUACCCGAAGGUUUACCUCCAAUAUUGCCUAAUUUGUAUAGAUUUAUUUAUAGACAGUGUAUGUAAGUAUAUAUAUAUAUAUAUAAUAUAUAUAUAUUAUUACACAUUACAGUAUACGGAUAAUAAAUAUUUUUUUAUUUAUAAUUUUUUUAAUAAUUACAGUGCAUUAAAGUUUUGUUAAUUUUUAUCAGAAAUCAUCCGAAAUUAAAUUUAUGUAAUUUUUCGACAAAAGAAUAAAUUUGAAGGUUUG